AUGCCCCGCGAGAUCAUCACUAUCCAGGCCGGCCAAUGCGGUAAUUCGGUUGGUUCGGCGUUUUGGCAAACACUCUGCCAGGAACACGCAAUCUCUCCCGACGGAAACCUCGAGGCGACAGAAGAGGGAACGGACAGGAAAGAUGUGUUUUUCUACCAGUCGGACGACACACGGUACAUCCCUCGUGCGAUCCUUCUCGAUCUCGAGCCGCGAGUGAUCCAGAGCAUCCAGAACGGACCGUACAAGAACAUCUACAAUCCCGAGAACUUUCACGUUCCCAAACACGGCAGCGGCGCGGGAAACAAUUGGGCGGCGGGCUACAACAUGGGCGAAGGAGUGUGCGAGGAGGUCAUGGAGAUGAUUGAGCGAGAGGCGGACGGGAGUGAUUCCCUCGAGGGGUUUAUGCUUUUGCACAGUAUCGCGGGUGGCACUGGGUCGGGUCUGGGGUCGUUUUUGCUCGAACGGUUGAAUGAUCGCUUUCCGAAGAAGCUCAUACAGACAUAUUCCGUGUUUCCGGAUACCCAGAGCGUGGGAGACGUCGUUGUCCAGCCGUAUAAUAGCAUGUUGUCGAUGAAGCGGCUGUCGCAGAAUGCGGAUUCAGUUGUGGUGCUGGAUAACGGCGCGUUGACCAGGAUCGCAGCGGAUAGACUGCACAUCCAAACGCCGUCGUUCGCGCAGACGAAUCAAUUGGUGUCAACGGUGAUGUCAGCGAGCACCACUACGCUGCGAUACCCUGGAUAUAUGCAUAACGAUCUGGCGGGAAUCAUCGCGUCGUUGAUUCCGACUCCGAGAUGUCACUUCUUGAUGACAUCGUACACGCCGUUCACCGGUGACUCGGUGGAGGCUGGAAAGACCGUCCGUAAGACGACGGUUUUGGACGUUAUGCGUCGGCUAUUGCAGCCUAAGAAUCGAAUGGUCUUGACGAAUACGACUAAGAACAGUUGCUACAUCUCUAUUUUGAACAUUAUCCAAGGAGAGGCAGAUCCUACAGAUGUUCAUAAAUCACUUCUCAGAAUUCGUGAGCGUCGUCUGGCGACUUUCAUUCCAUGGGGCCCUGCGAGUAUACAAGUGGCCUUGACCAAGAAGUCGCCUCACAUGCCGUCCAACAACCGUGUCAGUGGUCUCAUGUUGGCCAACCACACAAGUAUAGCUACGCUCUUCAAACGUAUCAUGGCACAAUACGACCGUCUACGAAAGCGCAACGCCUUCUUGGAGCAAUACAAGAGAGAACCAAUAUUUGCCAACGAUCUUAGCGAGUUCGACGAUACGAGACAAGAGGUUGCCGACCUGAUCGCAGAGUACGAAGCAGCCGAGAGUGCGAGUUAUUUGGAUGGGCCUGCCGAACCUAGGGAACCCCCCAGAGGUGGUGGAGACGAAUAGAACCAUCGUAAUGUCUUUCAUGGGAACUUUCUUUCUUGUGUUGUCUUCGUUGUCGAUGUUACCGGUGUUUUGAUUGCUCUUCUUGAUUUGUAUUUGCUAUUUGCGGGCUGGCGAGCAUGGUGUUGUGAAUUGG
Messenger RNA from Tricharina praecox, 1513 nucleotides. Its product is annotated as Tubulin/FtsZ, GTPase domain-containing protein. The record is from RefSeq and is a predicted model, not a curated record. Gene Ontology annotation, biological process: microtubule nucleation; mitotic sister chromatid segregation; mitotic cell cycle. The transcript is spliced from 4 exons. Lineage: Eukaryota; Fungi; Ascomycota; Pezizomycetes; Pezizales; Pyronemataceae. Gene Ontology annotation, molecular function: structural constituent of cytoskeleton; GTP binding. The coding region runs from base 1 to 1380 and encodes 459 amino acids. Gene Ontology annotation, cellular component: microtubule; centrosome; gamma-tubulin complex.